Molecule: messenger RNA, 1486 nt
Organism: Salvia miltiorrhiza (redroot sage)
Lineage: Eukaryota; Viridiplantae; Streptophyta; Magnoliopsida; Lamiales; Lamiaceae
Product: malate dehydrogenase, chloroplastic
Exons: 1
Coding region: 1-1236 (411 amino acids)
Biological process (GO): tricarboxylic acid cycle; malate metabolic process
Cellular component (GO): cytoplasm; mitochondrion
Molecular function (GO): L-malate dehydrogenase (NAD+) activity
Source: RefSeq, a predicted model, not a curated record
AUGGCCGCAACAUCAGCAACCAGUUUUUCUGUCGGAUCGACUGCAUCUGCUGGGCCCAAAGUUGGCUUCACGCAGUCAAAGGCCUUUAGCGUGAAGUUGAACCCAAAGAAGUACCUAACGAGCUUCAGUGGCCUCAAGGCAGCAAACUCCGUGAGCUGUGAAUCACAAUCGUCGUUCUUAGGCAGUGAAAGCACUCUAGCUCUUAAGCAGGGUUAUAAUUCGAAGGCCCGGAAAUGCGGUGAGAGGUCGUACUGUCAUGUUCAGCCACAAGCAUCUUAUAAAGUGGCUAUUCUCGGAGCUUCUGGUGGUAUAGGCCAGCCACUAGCCCUUCUGAUCAAGAUGUCGCCGCUAGUUUCUGCAUUGAACCUUUAUGAUAUAGCGAAUGUGAAGGGAGUUGCUGCUGAUCUCAGCCACUGCAACACCCCGUCUCAGGUUUCAGAUUUCACGGGAGAAUCUGAAUUGGCCGCUUGUUUGAGAGACGCGGAUGUUGUGGUGAUCCCUGCUGGUGUUCCGAGGAAGCCGGGCAUGACUCGUGACGACCUCUUCAACAUCAACGCCAACAUAGUGAAGAACUUGGUCGGGGCUGUUGCUGACAAUUGCCCCGACGCCUUCAUCCACAUCAUCAGCAAUCCGGUCAACUCCACGGUCCCGAUCGCUGCCGAGGUUUUGAAACAGAAAGGAGUUUACGAUCCGAAGAAGCUCUUCGGUGUCACCACUCUCGAUGUUGUUAGAGCAAACACGUUUGUCGCCCAGAAGAAGAACCUGAAGCUCAUUGAUGUCGACGUCCCAGUUGUCGGGGGACAUGCGGGGAUUACUAUUUUGCCCCUGCUGUCGAAGGCGAAGCCAUCUGUCACUCUAACCGACGAGGAAGUGCAAGAACUAACUGUGAGGAUCCAAAACGCCGGGACUGAGGUUGUCGAGGCAAAAGCAGGGGCGGGCUCCGCCACUCUUUCUAUGGCGUAUGCUGCGGCUCGAUUCGUCGAGUCUUCCCUCCGCGCUCUCGAUGGGGACACCGAUGUCUAUGAAUGCUCUUACAUCCAGUCCGAGGUGACCGAACUUCCGUUCUUCGCCUCGAGGAUCAAGCUUGGGAAGGACGGGGUUGAGGCAGUGAUAACAUCCGAGCUUCAUGGGCUAACCGAGUACGAGCAGAAGGCGUUGGAAGCUCUCAAGGCGGAGCUGAAGGCGAGCAUCGAGAAAGGCGUGGCUUUUGUUCAGAAGCAGCCGGUGACCGCAUGAAAGUCUUGGUAGAGCUCAACCGGCGGCAUCUUUUGAGGUAAAAUAAAACUAGUGCGGCGAUUGCAUACCGAUUGAUGCAUCAGAUUCCAGUUUUGUAGGUAACUAAUCAAACCAGUCGUCACGUCCUUACAUAGAAAUUGAGUUAUGUAGUGUUUUAGAAGUUGUGGGAUUUCUGUGUUUCUUCAAAUUUGGUAAUAACAUUGCAGAAACAGUGUUGCUGCGCUGUUCAAAGCUUAUGCUUUCUCAUCUA